CCUUCUGUGGGACCCAAAGUUCAAUCCCAUUUCGAAAACUCGUAACGUACACUGGAUUUUGCACUGAUUUCCCGCCCUAUAUAUCGCUCCCUCCACUGAUCAGUGAAGUCAGCUUCUCUCUCUCUCUCUCUCUCUCUCCCCGGUUAGGGCUUCCCAUCAAGGAUGAAACGAAAUCGCAAGCUCAAGAAACCAGACACGUCUUCCAAGCUGAUUUUGAAAGAAGUCAUUGGAUUGACUACGAAGAAUGCGAAUGGAUUGGCUUCGAAUACUUUCAGCCCGAACUGCGUUUAUGUGGCGGGGUGCGUUGUGGUGGUUUACAAUGUGGAAUUGGACACCCAAUCCCACUUCAUGGUGUCCAAUAGAAUGCCUAAGCCGUUGAGCUGCGUUUCCAUUUCCAAGGAUGGGUGCUUUGUUGUGGCUGGAGAGUCAGGCCAUCAGCCUGCAGUGCUAGUAUGGAACUGCGUGAGCAUGGCUUUAUUAUCUGAACUGAAAAGCCAUCAAUAUGGAGUGACGUGUACUGGUUUCUCACCUGACGGCAAAUAUCUAGUUUCUGUUGGCUUUUCUCAAGAUGGAUACAUUUGCCUCUGGGAUUGGCGAAAUGGGAUGUUAGUUACAAAGGUUAAAUCGUGUUCACCUUGUUCUUCUGUUGAAUCGGUUUGCUUCUCAUCAGAUGCAAAAUUCAUUGUGACUGCUGGGAAGAAGCAUCUGAAGUUAUGGAAAGUUGGGAUAUCGAUAAGAACUCGUGCAAAUGUUGGGGUCAAGUCUUUGGUUAUGCAUGGGAAGCCCAUGAAUAUUGGUUUCCAGAAAGGAUACUCAUUCAUAGCUGUUACAUCUCCCUUUUUGAUUAACAGUGGCCUUGUUAGCAGUGAUCAGGCUGGUGAAAAUUUACCUAUCUAUGGAUUGACCGAUACAGGUGUUUUAUGCCUUCUAAAUUCUGGGUUGUCUAUACGAAAUUCAGUGGACUUGAAGGUUAAGAAAGCUUUUGCACUAACUGCAUCCAACAAGUUGAUUGCUUGUGCAUGCAAUGAUGGAGUCGUAAAACUCUUCACCAUCGAGUUCCUUAAAUAUUCUGGAAGUUUACAAUACACUGAGGCGAAAAGACGUGGGACGGCAGACAAUAAAGAGUGCCACGGAAUAACCAGCAAAAAAGAACUUCAGUCGUUGUCCGCUCUUCCUCAUGCACUUGCUUGUCAAUUCUCGACCUCCGAAAAGCUUGUGGUUGUCUACGGAGACCACAGUCUGUACAUAUGGGACAUUCGUGACGUAGACAAGGCUACCAGGUGUUGUGUUCUAGUUUCACACAGUGCAUGCAUAUGGGAUAUUAAGAAUCUUCCCUGUGAAAACAUGCAUGAUUCAUCUUUGGCAUGUGCGGCUAGAGGUUGUUCGGGUGGUGUUUCUUUUGCAACAUGUUCAGCCGAUGGUACCAUAAGGUUUUGGGAUCUUGCAUUGCAACUUGUUACCUCCGUGAAUGACCCAACUCUUGCUACAAGCCACAAAUUUCUAUUGACUAAGCAGGAUAAAGCUACAUGUUUAGUUAGUGCUGGAGUUUUUGAACAAGAUUCUGUGGAGCUAGGAAAUACCACUCCUGGGUUGCGGUCAAUGGCAAUUAGUUCAGAUGGACAUUACCUGGCUGCUGGAGAUUGCCAGGGUAACCUCCAUAUCUAUAACAUACACACGUCUGAGUAUAUCUGUUUUCAGGAUACUCAUGAUGCUGAAAUCUUGUCAUUAAGCUUUAGUUCAUCAAGCAAGACGAACGCUAAAUCUGGAAAGAGUUUAGAAAGCCGUUACUUUCUUGCUUCUGGGGGACGAGAUCGGAUGAUUCGUCUUUACGAUGUCAAAAGGAAUUUUGAUGUCAUUGGAAGUGCCGAUGAUCAUUCAGCUGCUGUCACAUCUGUAAAUCUGACUAGCAAUGGCUGUAAAAUUCUAAGUUGUAGUGCUGAUAGGGCUCUGGUUCAUGACGUAGCAAUUACAGAAAGUGAUAGUAUUAUUUGUGAUCUUUAUCAUCAAAUGGAAACUUAUGGCACUGUCUGUGACAUGGCUGUAGAUCCUACUAUGGAGAUUGCUGUCACAGUGGGGCAGGAUAAGAAGAUAAAUGCAUUAAAAAUUGCUAAUGGGAAGCUUAUUAGAUCAUUUAAGCAAGAGGGCAAUUUGGGAGACCCAGUAAAGGUAAUUGUGGAUCCAAGCUGCAGUUUUUUGGUUUGCUCUUACUCAAACAGGUCAAUCUGCAUUUAUGACUUAUUUACUGGGGAGAUUGUUGCCCGAGCAGCGGGGCAUGGUGAAGUUGUAACCGGCCUCAUUUUUGUUCCUGACUGCAAGCACAUUAUUUCUGUUGCUGGUGAUGGUUGUAUUUUUGUUUGGCAAGUGCCUAUUCCUUUGUCUUCAAAGAUGCUGCAUAAAAUUAAGGAAAAGGCCACGCCAUUUACUCCAACAAGCGUUGUUCAGCCUGUAUCUUUAAGUGGAAUCAAGUUUCAUGAAGAGGAUGACCACCAGUGCAAAAUCCGUCCUGAAGAAGUGAUACUGCCAGAAUGCUCCAAAACAUUAAGCCAAAAACAUUUUUAUCAAAGAGUUAAUCUUCCAGAGACUUCAGCAUUUAAGUUUAGCAUUUCCAGACUCCCCAAGUGGGCACAAGCCAAAGUAACUAGCCCGCGGGUCAUGUCUAUAGAUCCAGACUAUAUCUCAUCCCAGCAAGCUGGACUGAAAGUGUUCUCUCCCCUGCCCUCAGUUGGCAGUCACAGGGGCUCUGACGUUCAAACUCCGUCUACGCAUGACGUCAAAGGAAGUGAGCCAUUUCUUGGUAGCAUGUCGAGAUAUUCAUCUGACAAUGAUACUACUGGCCAUGGUUCUCGAAUGCCCCAAGAAACCCAUAGGAAGAGCUUUGCUUUGGACAGGCGUUGGUUCACCAUUCACACUGUUUGCUUGGAUUUACUAAAUUCCCCAGUGGUUUGGGACACGAAAGAAAUGAAGGAAAUGAAAGCGCCAGUGACAGUUCGAAACAAAGACCGAGCUGUGGAGAUGACAAGUGAUAUCGAGGUUAUUGAAGUCUCAUCCAGGGAUCCUGAUGUGAAUAAUUUGGAGGUAUCUGCUUUUGGGCUUAGUAAUCAUGUUGAUGCGAAAGUUGCCUCUUUAACAGAACAAGCUAGACAAAACAAUCCUGGUUCAGCAAGCCAUAACAGUGACCGAUUCGAGAUAGAUAAUGCUUGUGCAUGCCAGGAGGUAGCCAUUUUAGAAGUCUCAGAACCAUUUCAGUCAGAAACAACUGAAAAUGCAGUACAGGCAACGAUAAAUGUCAACACCUCAUGCAUACGAUCUCGAGAAAAGGAUCCAUUUAAGCGGAACCUUGGCCAUUCGUCAGCAAAGAUUGAGACAGGGGAAAGGAAGUCGUCAGCAAGGAGAAGCUACUCGGGACAAUUCAUUCUGCGACAGGACCUUCUUAGAGGCCAUAAAAAUCUUUUUGAAACACCCAUUAGGGAUUUUGGUGGAGAAAGUAUGAAACAGGAAAAAGAAUCAACCUCGUGUGUUAUGUUGGGGGAUCUUUCAGUUCUGGUCCACGAAGAAUCACAAAUGAUAGAGACUUCUGAACAGGACCCAAAGAACUUGAUGCCACAAUUGGUGGGGUCACAUAGCGUUCUCUCGCUAAGCGAUUCGGCCGAUUGCUCAUCAGGUUACAUUUCCGGUAACUUGGAAUCUAGUUUUGAGGACUAUGAGAAGCAGAAUACAAUCAUCGCAUGUAAAGAGGCCUUGCUCAAUUUGGAGACAGCAGCUGAUAAUCUAUUCCAGCUAUUUUGUAGAUUAGGAACUCUGGAAAACGGAGAAGAGAUUACAAGAGUAUCUGAGGCUCAGUUAUACAGUGGGGCUACUGAGAUCCUUCCAUCAAUAUCAAAGAAAGUUCAUGCAGUGGCCAAACUAGUACAAUCUACCAACAAUCCCAGAGGGGAAACUGACAUGGACGUUUCAAGAUUUGAACCUUUAUUAGGAACGUUUGCCGAGAGUAUAUCUCAAAGGGUUGUAGAAAUACUGAAGAACAACUGCAGCACUCUCUGACAUGAUUAAAAUCAACCACUUGUGUACAGUGUUUUGAUAGAUUAUUGCGCUACCAUUCAAGGGACGCUCGCUCUGAUUUCACAAAGGAUUACUACAAACGGCAAGACAGUAAGAAGACAUAUUCAGAAGAUGACAAAAGAGUAAAGAAAGGAAGGAAAGCUCAUUCUCACUGCAAUAAGAUCAGAAGGCAAAACCCUACUGCUCUCUGACCAUAAGAAUCUGCAGUUUAUAAAGAAUUAGAAGGGUAAGCUUUAAAAUAUUGCCACAGAUUUAAAAAGUGACAUAAUCUUAGGCUUUGCAUGCUUGUGACAGUACCAAAGAUAUGUCCAAAUGCUACUUUGUCACAAUAUAUUAGUAUUCUUUAAAUUGGAUCUGACAUAAAGAGUAUUUGGUGUGAAUUUCCCACACAUGGUCCUAUGACUGAAUCC
Molecule: messenger RNA, 4469 nt
Organism: Rhododendron vialii
Lineage: Eukaryota; Viridiplantae; Streptophyta; Magnoliopsida; Ericales; Ericaceae
Exons: 21
Coding region: 163-4041 (1292 amino acids)
Biological process (GO): regulation of mitotic cell cycle; mitotic spindle organization
Cellular component (GO): mitotic spindle
Molecular function (GO): protein binding
Source: RefSeq, a predicted model, not a curated record